Messenger RNA from Ostrea edulis (European flat oyster), 3330 nucleotides. RefSeq names its product serine/threonine-protein phosphatase 6 regulatory ankyrin repeat subunit A-like. Gene Ontology annotation, cellular component: cytoplasm. NCBI's taxonomy places the organism in Eukaryota, Metazoa, Mollusca, Bivalvia, Ostreida, Ostreidae. The record is from RefSeq and is a predicted model, not a curated record. The transcript has 4 exons. The coding region runs from base 2306 to 3202 and encodes 298 amino acids. Gene Ontology annotation, biological process: protein ubiquitination; intracellular signal transduction. Gene Ontology annotation, molecular function: ubiquitin-protein transferase activity; protein binding.
AUCGUUAAUGUGCACGUGAUAUGUCCUGUACGAUUUCAUAGGAUGACUCAAUCCGAUAUGAUAAACAAAAUGCAAACAAAAGUAAGUUACGAAGAUCCGACAUGACCUAGUUUUGUCUUAUCGGUCAUGUUCAGUACAUUAGCCCCGGUAUCUGGGGGAUCAUUAUGACCCACGAGCUGGAGGAAUCUACUAGAGGUUUACGGAUUCUUUAUCAACUUGGUGAUUAUACUCAAGUAAUGCAGACAGGUAAAAAUGUGCAUGUGUUAGAUGUAUGUACUGUUUAAUUAUAUAUUUUACAGCUAACCUCCUACGUAUUUGAAUAUUUGCAAUUAGGACUUGGAAAAGAUGAAAAUGUAAUCGACCUAUUAUAGUAUUAACUGUGAGUAAGGAAAAACUUUCAAAUAUGUCCGAUUUGUCAAGCAAUAAACAUUUCCCGUGAUCAUGAUAGUUAAUUAAGCACAAUGAUAAAACUUCCCUUUUCUGGGAUAGAAAUCAAGAAAAUAUGUUAAUUAAAACCAAAAGUGGCUUUGAAAAACCCGAAAAUUCAAGCGAGUGCAAAUGAUAUAUUCAAUUCACGAAAGUUUUAGACGAUUCUUUGUAGACGCGUGUGCAUGCAUACGCUAGUUAUAUAGGAUGUCUAUCUGCAUGCGCUAGUAAUGGGAAUUUGACGAGAGAGAGAGAGAGAGAGAGAGAGAGAGAGAGAGUCGAAUUCUUUGUUGAUUACUAAAAGUUGAUUAUAUGUAGUCUCUUUAGUGAGCUUAACAACACGUUGACAAAAUGUUUAAGAGGACUGUAACCUCUUUUCCAAGUUUACUCACACGGGGAUGUAUAAACAGAUUAAAAAUACAGAUAAACAAGUAAACACACGAGAAAGGAAGAUGUGUACUCGAUUGUCAGAUGAUGCAAAACGUCACCGCUUAUCAUAUCAUACUCACCAUGUACAUUAGGGUAUAAUUUAAACAUUUGUUGUGCCAAAUGCUUACAGAACGUUUAACCACUAUUUUUAAAUGUCUCAUCCACUCUGGCUCAUGUACAAAUAGGUCACUGUGGCGUAUCUGAAAUUGACACACGCUAGCUCAGUCGCUGCAGAUAUAAUUUUUAUUUAUUUUCCGCUAAGAACGAUCUACAGUCCUACACUGAAUCAGGAAUGGGAAUGGGACUGUUGCACUCUAGACCUGCCUAUCAGGCGCGCCCCACCUAUCCUAUCGUGAAACAAUCGCAUCUUCUCUGGUCUUUCCGGCAAGUUCGGAAAAGUGGUGUUUUUUUUUUUAAAUGCGCAACGGAAAGGUCCGAGAAUGAGCGAUGGAUCAUUAUGUUGAAGUCGGUAAUGGGGUAUGUUAUUGUUUACAAAGUUUUGAAGUGUAUGGUUAUCGAUUGAAUUUUAUUAUAUAUAUCACAUUUCAAGUAUCCUUUUGAUGAAAUGUGUCAUUUAAAAGUUAAAAUUGUUUCUGCUCAAAAUAAAGAUGCUUUAUUAAAAUUACAAAAGUCUGUUUGUAAACAUAAACAAGGCUGGAGUCUUGUUUACAUAACACAGAGUUAAGACUAAAAUAUUCUCUUAUCCUUGUAUAUCAAGUAGGUCCAAAUGUGGUUGUCAAUUUUAACUGAGUUAUAUUUGUAUUAUUUAACAUCAAAAAUGAAAAAAAAAAAUAUUUUUCUAAAAAAAGAAGAAGAAAAAAAAAAGUGAACCAGUCCCUUUAAAUAAAGAUUAUUUGAAUCGAUCAUUGACACAAUGACACUUUCACGCCGGCCGUUUGAACUCGUUAGGGAAUGGUCAGUAUUUAUUCAAACUCGCGCAGCAACGAUGAAUAUCUGAAUAAGUUAAUUAAAAAAGUUUAUAUAAUUUAUUAAUUUUUUCAAAGUUUUGCAAAAAGUGAGUCCCUGUGAAGGUAUUAUAAGCUAUUUUUCACGUCUUGAAAUACAAUCGUCCAUUAUUUAGAUGUCGUGAUUUCAAAAAAAAAAGUUUAAUAAAUAAUGACUCAACAUGCAACCUGAUCUUAAGGAAGGUCGUAUGUAAACAAUAUAUAUUGAAUAUUUCUGACGUAUCGGAUGCUCGUCAGAGAAAUCAUGAUUAAAUGUAAUUAUUCAUAAACACAUACAAUGUACAUGGAUACCUAUCGACACUGAGUACGUUGUACGGUUACUUUUUAGAACGUACCAAUCAAACCCACGCCAGGAGGACUUUCUCCUGUAAUACCGUGCAAUAACGAAUAAUUACCUGUGUGAUAUUUAAACUAGGGAAACAGAGAUCACGUGGUCUAUUAAUUUAAAUGUGACCGAACACAUGGUUGAAUAAUAUGAUGAUGACAUGAUGUAUUGGCUAAACGUGGUUAACGGACAAGUUUACACGAACAGAUUUACUAGACAAUUAGAGAGAAGGAAAGACCCGCACACCCUUAUAUUCGAUGCCAUCUUCUACGGAAAUAAGAACGAGGUUCAACAGCUGAUCUCAGGCGGGGUGGACAAACAUGUCAUUACGCACUAUCCCAUGCGCUGGGAAGGGGCGAGCGUUCUUGGCGCUGCUGCUCACGAAGGGCAUCUGGACAUCGUCAGGUACCUGGUGGACAUUGGAACGUCUGUAAAUUUCAGUGAUCCUUGUCAAGGACGGACACCUUUGCACUGGGCAUGUCUCGGUAAUCAGUACCAAGUGGCGGCAUACCUCAUCAAACACGGUGCUGACGUCAACCACGCAGAUAAGGAGCAGACAACACCACUACUACGCGCUGUCAUCACUAGAAAUCACGACAUAGUUAAACUUCUGAUUGGGAAUGGCGCUGACGUCCAUCUGGUAGACAUUAUGUGUUGCUCUGCUCUCCAUUACGCUUGUAUCCACGACGACAAAAAAUUGAUAAGUACCGUCAUUCGAGCCGGUUGCAUUUCAAACAAUCUGGCUUUGGUUGGAAAAGGAACGCCAUUACACACUUUGUAUCAACAAAAUGACACUACAAACAUUACGCUAUUACUAGAAGCAGGGUACAGUCUGGAUAAUGAUCGGCACUGGAUAAAAUCGGUUCCAACCUUUGCUACGUGUUCCCAAUCUGUCCGUGAACGUGUUUUACAGCGUGCCAACCAACCGAUGAAUUUAAAACAUUUGUGCAGAAAAACAGUUAGAAAUCAACUCGAUGGAGUGAACGUUGAACAGAGAUUAGAAAGACUCAAAUGUCCACCCUUGUUACAAAAAUAUCUUGCACUCGAUCUUUUAUGAUAUUAAAUAAUAUUUACGUUCCCAUUAUUUUCCCCUUCGAUAUUUUUACAUCAACUGAAAUGAGAGCCACUUUCCCUCAUGAAUGUGAACAAUGUACGUAUGAAUUUAAUAAAUAUAGCACGACUAUU